Molecule: messenger RNA, 1023 nt
Organism: Anthostomella pinea
Lineage: Eukaryota; Fungi; Ascomycota; Sordariomycetes; Xylariales; Xylariaceae
Source: the annotation of a GenBank genome assembly
AUGGCACACAUGGCCAGGCAGCGCGUUGUUGCCUUGAUGCGUGGCGGGCGUGAGCUGAGCGGUUGCAUUCGAUUGCUCCAGUAUAAAGUACGACUGCUCACCCCGAGCACGACCCGCCGAUUCGCAUCUCGACUCUCCAAACCUCCGGCCUUCACUAUGACGCAGUACCCAGGUAUGGGCUUGCCUUUGAGGCAUAACCAUCAGGAUCGCCUUGGCCACUAUCCCAUUGGAGCACACGACAACUGUCAUGGCGCCCAGUCGGGUCUGCUCGCUGUCCGAGAGGUGGCGAUGAUGCUGAUUAUGGAUCGGCUGACGGAUAAGCCGGACUGGGACAAGAAGGUUUUCGACGAGGAGAUCGUGGCCAGAUGGCGCAAGGAGGCACUCGAAUAUCCCGAUGAAUCGCUUUGGUCCCAAGCUACAAGCGGCAAGUCCAUUUGGAACACGAGCGAUGGCCCCCUCGAUCACUCCACCUCAGGUAUCCCCCCUCUCAAGGGGAUCAUGACCGCCGAGACAUUCGACUACUGUGUUCAGGAACUGCGAAGCAAAGCUAAGUACUAUGCGACGUCGGGUGUUAUACCCACCCUCGACGCCUACGCUUCUGUCGUCAAAUUGGAUUCCCUCGCAGACCACUCGACCUCUCCGGACUGGCAUCCCAAUACUGGUGACAUGGUACAAGAUCUCAUCCACCCUUCCAUGUACCCUCUUGUCUACGGCCGCAGCACAGUCUUGAGGGAGGAAGUCGUCGGGGUCAACGACUCAAUUGCCAGGUGGGCGGGUAAGGGUGAUAUCAUCGCGAAGGACGAGCAUGAGCCGACCGAUCCUGACGGCUUUAGCAACGUCGUACCGCCAAGCUUCUGGUCUGACACCUACCAAUGGCUUCCGUCGAACAUCUCCUUCCAGGAGGGAGGCGGCGCCAAGUUUACCAGCUAUAUCAACAAUCUUCACCCAACAAGACAUUCCGAUGUCUAUCGAACGAUUGAAAAGCUCGUCGAGAGAGCUCUCCCGGCUUGGGACCAGGCCUAG